AUGGACACAAAAAACUCAUUUAAUAAAGAUGAAAAUGUAACAUAUAAAAAUUUUCUUGAAGAUAUUUUGAGAACAUUUAAAAUUAGUAAUGAAACAAUAAAAACAGAAGAAAAUAUAUUUAAUUAUACUAAAGUAAAUGACAACUUAAAAAAAAAAUAUAGUAUAAAAAAUAAUGAAGAUGAAAAAAUAUAUUCUCAUCCCAAUAAAUCUAAGUAUAAACUAAUAAACUAUAUAAAUCAUAUUAAAUAUAAUUUGUCUAUUAAGAAAUAUUUUAAAAUGUUAGUUACUGUAUCUUUUUUAAAUUAUCUACCUUUACAUUUACGCAAUAUAUCAAAUAAUGUUUAUAUAUGUGGAAUGCAGUUAAACCUUAAAGAUUCAGAAUUAUUUAAAAUUUUUCUAAUUUUAAGUAAAUCAAAAAUAUUGUUCACUUACAGAUCAAACAUCCUUUUAAAAAUUAAUAAUGGUAACAAUUGUUUUAAUGAUAAUAAUAAUAGUCUUAAUAAUAACAGUAAUAAUUACAAAGACAUUAAUAAAAAUGAUAUUAAUGACAUUUGCGGAAUAUAUAAAAAUAUUAAAGAAUUUGAAAAAGUAAAGGGUAAAUGUAGAAAAAAAAAAAAAAAAAAAAAAUAUUAUAAGGAAAUUACAAUAAAUUUUACAGAUAUACCAGAACAUUUUUUAAAAAAAAUUUAUUUUGAUGAUAAAGAAUGUUUUUAUAUAAAUUUCGAAAGAACAUCAAAAUAUAACACUAAUAACUUGUUUGAUAAAGAUAAUUAUAGUGAUAACAACAUGAGUAGCUAUUUUUACUAUGAUAACAAUAUACAUAAUAACAUUUUAGGAAAUGAAGUCAAUGAAAACAUAUCUGUAUUUAGCACAAAUGAUAGCAGUAAUAGCAUUUUAUUUGUAGAUAAUUUUGAAAGUGAUUUUGAUGAAAAUGAAGAGAAUAAAAAAAAUAUUGAAUUUUUAUAUUGUUAUGAUGAUAAAAAAAUAAAAGAUGCUAACAGUAACAACACUAGUAUUAGUGGUAGCAGUAAUAACAAUAGUUCCUCUAAAUCCAAAAACUAUAAAAUAAACAAUGAUCUCAUAAAUAAUGUAAAUAAAAAUAAUAAACAAAAUGAAAAUAAUAGAACAUCUCAAGACUACAGCAAUUAUGAAGUAAAUAAAGAAAAGAAAAAUAAUAAAUUAAAAAGUAUGCAUUUUAAUGAGGAAAAAAAAUGUUCUGAAAACUUUAAAGUUAAAAAAAAAAAAUAUACGAAAAUUAUAAAAAAAAAAAAAAAAAGGUGGACAAAAUAUUAUGAUAACUUAAAAUAUAUUCACAUAAGUGACAAUGGAUGGGGGUGUAUGUUAAGAGUAGUUCAAAUGGUUUUAGCAAAUAUAUUAAUAAGCUACAAAAUAUCAAGGAAAUAUGUUUUGUUUCAUAAUUCUAAUGAUUAUUUACUUUAUAAGAAUUUUCUGAAAAAUUUUCAUAGCAGUAAAAAUGUAAAUAAAAAUAACAGUAUAAUUAUUCAGAAAGAAAACAUACAAACUACUUUCUCUUUUGUUAAAAAAUUGAAAGAAAGUAAUAUGACAGAAAAGAAAAAAAUAAAUUUUAAUAAAAAAUUAAAAUGUGAUAAAUUAUACGAGAAGGAAAUGAAGGAAUCAGGUUUUGUGGUAAGAAAAAUACGAUCAAAUAUAUUUGAUAAUAAUGAAAACAAAUCUUUAAUAAAUAGAAAUAAUAAAAAUUUAUCUGAGCAAUUAAAUUAUAUAUCAAAUAAAAGUGUUAAUUUUUUAAUAGAUAAAAAAAAAGCGGAAAUAUAUGAAAAUAAAGUGAAAAAAAAUAUAUCUAAAGAUAUUUAUAUGUAUAAAAAAAAUGAUAGAAUGAAAAAUUAUGUUUACCAUCAUUUUAAGUCUUAUGAAAACUUUUUAAAUAGCACUGAUGACAAUAUUAAAAACAUUCAUUUAAAUAACUCAUUAAUAUAUCCUAUAUUGUUACAAUUUAGAGAUAUAGAAACAGCUAAAUAUUCCAUACAAAAUAUUAUUUAUGAAAUAAUGAAGUACAAAAAAAUUGAUGAAAGCGAAAUGGAGCAUUUUGUUCAUGAAUGGAUGGGGCCUACAAGUAGCGCGGUGAUUAUAUCAAAUUUAAUUAAUAAAAAAAAAGUUCGUUUUGUGAAAAAAAGAAAAAAAAAAACUGUAAAUCAUAAAAAAAAUAUAUUAGAAAAUGAUUUAGUAAAUAAAAAUAAUUCCUUUAAAAAAAAAAAUUCGAAUUUUGAAAAUUCUAAUGAAAAGCUUGCAAAAUUAAUAUUCAUGAGAAAAAAAAAUAGACAAGCAUUUUUUUCUGUAGCAUUUGAAACAGGUGUAAUAUAUAACAGUAAAGUUUUAAAAUUUUUUCAAAUAAAACAGAAAAUAUCCAUAAUAAUAUGGAUUUGCCUUAAAUUAGGCGUCGAUUCUAUAAAUGUUUCAAAAUAUAAGAAAUCUAUAUUAUCAUGUUUUCUUUUAAAACAAUUUCAAGGAAUUAGCAGCGGUAAUAUUCAUACUAGUGCUCAUUAUUUUUAUUCAGCAAACGAAAACGGCCUUUUUUAUCUCGAUCCUCAUAUAAAAUGUCAAAAUGCUUUUAAAAGUAUAAAUAAAAAUUUUACAUCAGAAUUUUUUACUCAUAAAAUAAAAUUUUUGCCAUGGGAAUAUUUAAAUUCAUCAGUUUCUCUCAUAUUUGUUGUGGAUUCGAAAGAUGACUAUUUUAAUCUAGUUGAAAAUUUAAAAUUAAUUGAUCCAAGUAUAUUUGAAAUUUAUAAUGAAGAACCUCAAUAUACCUUUAAAAACAAAUUAAGCUUUGACACAGACGAUUCAGGGUUAGUAGUUUUGUAA
Plasmodium gallinaceum is the source of this 2838-nucleotide messenger RNA. RefSeq names its product cysteine protease ATG4, putative (gene ATG4). NCBI's taxonomy places the organism in Eukaryota, Apicomplexa, Aconoidasida, Haemosporida, Plasmodiidae. Gene Ontology annotation, molecular function: protein-phosphatidylethanolamide deconjugating activity. The record is from RefSeq and is a predicted model, not a curated record. The transcript is spliced from 3 exons. The coding region runs from base 1 to 2838 and encodes 945 amino acids.